AUGGCGAACGCAACCGUCGCGGCCCACGGGCUGCCGCCUCUGCCGGCCUUCGAGGUCCGCCCGAUGCCGGACCUGCUGCCCUUCAUUUCAGACUUCUGGCUCUCGCUCGUGCUCCCGCACAUCGCCUAUUGGGCCGUGUCUAUGUUCUUCCACUUCAUCGACAUCUACGACCUCUUCCCGCAAUACCGCCUCCACACCCCCGAAGAGAUCACCCAGCGCAACCUCGUGUCGCGCUUCGACGUCGCCCGUGAUGUCUUUCUCGAGCAGAUCAUCCAAAUUGCCACUUCGGCCUUCCUGUCUCUUACCGAGGCCCGCCAGAUGACGGGCAUGCAAGACUACGACAUUGCCGUCUGGGCCACGCGCAUCCGCCUUGCCCAGCGCGCCUUGCCCGGCUUCCUCGGCCUGCUCGGCCUCAAUGCUGCCGCCAUCUCCCAGAACAUGGCUUCUGAGCACCCCCUGCUCGCCGGCGCCCUGGCUGGCGGCCACUACCCGUUCCUUACUACGGAGCUCGAAGGCGUCACCGGAACCCACGUGCCGGCUUUCGCGGCCUGGGAGAUGUUGGUCGCCAAGGCCCUUUACUGGCUGCUGAUACCCACCAUUCAGGUCUGCGUCGCUGUCUGCUUCCUCGACACAUGGCAGUACUUUGUCCAUCGCGCCAUGCAUGUCAACAAGUGGAUGUACACAAAAUGGCACGCCAGGCACCACCGGCUCUACGUUCCUUAUGCGUACGGCGCGCUUUACAACCACCCAGUCGAGGCCUUCGUUAUGGACACGUUGGGCGCGGGGCUCGCCUACAAGGUCUCCAUGAUGACUCCCAGGUUCGGCAUGUGGUUCUUCGUAUUCAGCAUGAUCAAGACUGUCGAUGAUCACUGCGGCUAUGUCCUCCCGUGGGACCCGCUGCAGCAUGUCUCGAGCAACAACGCGGCGUACCACGACAUCCACCAUCAGAGCUGGGGCAUCAAGUCCAACUUCUCCCAGCCCUACCUCACCUUCUGGGAUAGGAUCCUCGGGACAAUGUGGAAGGGCGACACCAAGCUAAAGUACGCGCGCACGAGAGAGGCGGCGGCGUCCAAGGCCCCCAAGAAGCAGCAGUGA
Lasiosphaeria miniovina is the source of this 1095-nucleotide messenger RNA. Its product is annotated as fatty acid hydroxylase superfamily-domain-containing protein. Lineage: Eukaryota; Fungi; Ascomycota; Sordariomycetes; Sordariales; Lasiosphaeriaceae. The coding region runs from base 1 to 1095 and encodes 364 amino acids. The transcript is spliced from 2 exons. Gene Ontology annotation, biological process: sphingolipid biosynthetic process. The record is from RefSeq and is a predicted model, not a curated record. Gene Ontology annotation, molecular function: iron ion binding; sphingolipid delta-4 desaturase activity. Gene Ontology annotation, cellular component: endoplasmic reticulum membrane.